CAAACUGGGUUGCAAUUAAUGAAAUAAUGAAGACAACUCAACAAAACUGUGAAAUCCAACCGUCCCUUAAUGCAUCAUUGAAGUUCCUUUCCGGUUUGAGGAAGACGCUUUUUGCAUCUGUCGCGUGGGAAGGAAAGACCGAAUAUUUUGAAACUAAAGCCAGAAUUAGACCCAAAUAGCAUGUAAAAAUGAACAUUUUACAAUUGUGCGCGCUUUUUGCGACACUAAUAACCAUAAACGGUGAGAAACACUCCCUGACCUACAUCUACACGGCCUUCUCCAAACCUGUGAAGCUCCCAGGCAUCCAUGAAUUCACUGCUAUGGGUCUGCUGGACAACAGAAUGAUCGACUACUAUGACAGCACUGUGCAAAAGAAAAUUCCCAAACAAAAGUGGAUGGAGGAGCAACUCCAGCAGGAAUACUGGGAUAAAGGAACUCAGUCCCGGCAGAGCAAGCAGCAGUGGUUCAAGGUUAACAUCGACAUCCUGAUCAACCGAAUGAGACAAACUACUAAUGAAACUCACGUUCUUCAGUGGAUGCAUGGCUGUACCGCCAAGGAGGACGAAAACGGCAACCUCACCUUUGUGCGUGGCGUGGACAAGUACAAUUAUGACGGAGAUGAUUUCUUGAGUUUUGAUGAUGGGCAUCAAGUUUGGGUGGCUGCAGCUGAUGAGGCAGUCCUCACCAAGAGGAAGUGGGAUGAUGUCACAGCUCUGAAAGACUACACCAAGGGUUACCUGGAGAAGGAGUGCAUGGAAUGGAUGA
Messenger RNA from Oryzias melastigma (Indian medaka), 765 nucleotides. RefSeq names its product class I histocompatibility antigen, F10 alpha chain. Gene Ontology annotation, biological process: immune response. Gene Ontology annotation, cellular component: external side of plasma membrane. The record is from RefSeq and is a predicted model, not a curated record. Lineage: Eukaryota; Metazoa; Chordata; Actinopteri; Beloniformes; Adrianichthyidae.